Messenger RNA from Rhagoletis zephyria (snowberry fruit fly), 577 nucleotides. RefSeq names its product lachesin-like. Gene Ontology annotation, cellular component: neuron projection. The record is from RefSeq and is a predicted model, not a curated record. Lineage: Eukaryota; Metazoa; Arthropoda; Insecta; Diptera; Tephritidae.
UUUUAGUUUACGAUGGCGAAGUGUUGCCAUUGACGAAAGUAAGCCGCAAUGAAAUGGGUGCUUACCUCUGUAUAGCCACCAACGGUGUACCGCCAUCAGUGUCAAAGCGAAUCAUUUUGGAUGUUGAAUUUUCGCCUAUGAUUUGGGUACCCAAUCAACUCGUCGGCGCGCCAGCUGGUACAGAUGUCACAAUUGACUGUCACACGGAGGCACAUCCUAAAGCCAUCAUUUAUUGGGUAUAUAAUUCGGUGAUGGUCCUGCCGAGCAAAAAAUAUAAAACUGAUUACACAGAAAAUUCCUAUCGUGCUCACAUGAAAUUGACAAUAAGAAAUUUACAAUAUGGCGACUUUGGCAACUACCGAUGCAUAUCCAAGAAUUCACUUGGCGAAACGGAAGGUUCCAUACGCGUCUACGAAAGUUAUGGCUUAGAACUACAGCAUGUGUACUCCAACACCACUGACAAUGGAGCCAAUGUUAUAAAGGCCAGUAAAAUACUGCAAGACGAACAGGAAGCUAAAAUUUUGGAAGAGUCGGAUACUGCCGUAGAAGAGGAGGAAAAUUUACACCGCACCAUAGA